Molecule: messenger RNA, 963 nt
Organism: Fomitopsis serialis
Lineage: Eukaryota; Fungi; Basidiomycota; Agaricomycetes; Polyporales; Fomitopsidaceae
Exons: 5
Coding region: 1-963 (320 amino acids)
Molecular function (GO): carbon-oxygen lyase activity, acting on phosphates
Source: RefSeq, a predicted model, not a curated record
AUGCCUCUCUCUGGAACCGUGAGUGUCACCGCGACAUCGUCGCCGUAUCAGACGCCGACAGUACCGUCUACCAGAGAAGUCAUCCAAGGGUUCUUGAAUGCACUGAGCAUCUCCAAGCCGACAUACGUACAAGAUCAUGAACUCAGGUCUCGAGUGAAGGCAAUCGCCAGCAACUGGGAUUUUGCGGAAAAAAUGCGUCCGCAAAUUCUCCUAGGAGUUACGCUUUCCGAGACCAGCUAUACCCAUAUCACCAACGUCGACGCGAGGGCUGCCAUCGCGCUGUAUUGUGCGCUCAUUGCCUACCUCGACGACAUCAACCUGUUCAACUCCCUGUCCGCACGGGACUUCCCUCGGCAGCUGUGUUGCCCGUCGCCAAAGGACUCCACCUUCGUCGUCGCUUUACGAGAGGUGCUGCACAGCAUGUGGACUUAUUAUCCCGAGUUUGGAGCCAACGCCGUCUUCAUCGGUGCUUUAGGGUACUUCAAUGGUGCUAUGCUAGAGACCGCACCUGACCAGGGCGGUGCCAUACACCCACGCACGUUGCCAUUUGUGGUGAUGAGGAGGGAUCUCGGGGGGCUCCCGGACCCAUUCACAUGCUUCAUUUGGGAGAAGUCGGUCUUCCCGGAGGAGAAGAUAUAUGUGGAAGUGAUCCCGGAUGCGCGCAUAUACAUCAAUUAUCUGAAUGACAUACUUUCGUGCUACAAGGAGGAAUUGGACGGAGACACGGACAACUACAUCUAUGCGCGCGCGACAGUUACAGGAAAGAACGUGUCCGAGACACUCCACGACGUCAUCGACGAAUGGUUCGUUGCUCGAGACAGAAUCCGCGAAAUGGUUCCUCCAGGGCCCGCGAGGGAGGCCUGGGACAGCUUCGAAACUGGCUUUGUCAGUCUGCAUCUGGUGCUGCCUCGCUAUCGACUCCAGGAGCUACUUGGCGGAGAAUACUUAGCUACCGGCCUCUGA